AUGGAUCAUAUGAAAAUAAACUUCACAGUGACUGAGUUUGUGUUCCUGGGGCUUUCAUCUGAUCCCAAGAUACAGUUGGUUCUCUUUUUUGUAUUCUUGUUUUUCUACAUAUUUUCAGUCGUGGGAAAUAUCAUCAUCAUCACUAUUAUCCAGAUAGAGCCUCGCCUACAAACCCCCAUGUACUUCUUCCUCACUAACUUGUCCUUUCUGGACAUAUGUUACACAUCCACCAAUGUCCCACAGAUGCUUUCCAACAUGAUGGGGAGUAAGAAGACCAUCCCAUUUGCCAGCUGUGCUACCCAGAUGUACUUCUCCCUGUCUUUUGGGAUGAUUGAAUGUGUUCUUCUUGGUGUCAUGGCUUAUGACAGAUAUGUAGCCAUUUGUCACCCUCUUCAUUAUACUAUUAUUAUGGAUCAAAACACUUGUGUUCAAUUGGCAGCCAUUUCUUGGUCCAGUAGCUUCCUGAGUUCCAUGGUUAUCAAUGUUCUCACUUUGAGUUUGCCCUACUGUGGACCAAAUGUCCUGAAUCACUUUUUCUGUGAGGUUCCUUCAGUUCUGAGACUGGCUUGUACUGACACUUCACUCACUGAGCUGGUGGUUUUUGUAUUCAGUAUUAUCAUCGUGUUCAUUCCUUUCCUUCUCAUUAUUGUUUCCUAUGCCCGUAUCCUUCUUUCUGUUCUCAGGAUGCGGUCAGCCUCUGGGAGGCACAAGGCUCUGUCUACCUGUGCCUCCCAUCUCACAGUUGUAACCUUAUUCUAUGGAACUGCCAUCUUCAUGUACAUGAGACCACAGUCGAAAUCUUCCAGGGCUGGUGGCAAAGUCAUUGCUGUGUUCUAUACUGUAGUGACACCUAUGCUUAACCCAUUAAUAUACAGCCUAAGGAAUCAGGAUGUAAAAGGGUCUCUGAGGAGAGCUAUCACAAAACAAAACAUGUAAAAAUCUAUGAAGGGACCAUAAGCUCAGCUGUUAUUCUAAGAUAAUUACCAGCUAAGUCUAGAGAUGAGAGAAUGAAAAAUACUUGUAUCUCGAGUUGUUUUGUGGGCCUUCAAAGAAA
This is a messenger RNA of Phodopus roborovskii (desert hamster), 1054 nucleotides long. Its product is annotated as putative olfactory receptor 2B8. NCBI's taxonomy places the organism in Eukaryota, Metazoa, Chordata, Mammalia, Rodentia, Cricetidae. Gene Ontology annotation, cellular component: membrane. The record is from RefSeq and is a predicted model, not a curated record. Gene Ontology annotation, biological process: G protein-coupled receptor signaling pathway. The transcript has a single exon. The coding region runs from base 1 to 936 and encodes 311 amino acids. Gene Ontology annotation, molecular function: G protein-coupled receptor activity; olfactory receptor activity.